This is a messenger RNA of Pocillopora meandrina, 4862 nucleotides long. The record is from the annotation of a GenBank genome assembly. NCBI's taxonomy places the organism in Eukaryota, Metazoa, Cnidaria, Anthozoa, Scleractinia, Pocilloporidae.
GCUGGAAGUGUCAUCGCAAAUCUAACCCUGUCAUUCGAUACGCUUUCGUACGACGUCAUACUCUUGAUAGAAGAAGUUUUAUUUACCAAUAAGUCUCUGGGAAACAUGGCGAUCGAGUGUGAGGCAAUUCGCUUUGUGAAUGGUAUGAAAUGAUUUGAACAGACUUACAGUUCGAAAAAGAACUGUGUCAAAUUAACGAUUGGUUGAUUAAUGAUAUACGUAUCAGUAUUGGUCAGUUUAUUAUGUGAUAGCGUUUGCUACAAGAUUGGCCUCAAAUGGUUUAUUUUCUUAAAACAGGGUAUUUUGAGACGCAAUAAGAACAAGAUUGUCCUCCUAAUAAUUUUUUUUAACUAGAUGUAUUUUUCGUUCCACCCUGAGGCUGACGCAUCCUGGCUACCAAUAGGUGCAUUAAGAUUACUACUUAACAUAGUCACGUGCGAGGAACGCGUGAGUGGAGCCCCAUAUCUAAGGAAAUAAGGCUCCUUUCCUGCGGAGAAAAUGUUUCUUUUCGUGUGAAAACUGUUCUUUUGUAAUUUCCAUCAGUGACAAGUUAUACCACGAGUACAACACCGUGAAAAAGCAUAGCAAUGAAAAUAUAGAACAAUGAAAAUGUGGAGCAAACGGUGGUAAUAAACAAUGUGGUCCAAUGCAUGUUUAAGGAAAAUUGAAUUUCCGUAUGACAAACAACCUAGAUUUCGUAACCUAACCUACACGAUGUUCUGAAAAAGUGUUUAUAUCUGAAAAUUAAUUUUAAAAAAGCUUUUCCCUUUUAGUUCCAGACGGAAGCGUCAGAAUCAUUGAUGCACAUGCUCCAAAUAGCACCUGUGUAAGUGUGACCUGGACCGGAUUGCCUGAGGAAGAAUCUCAGGGAACACUACAAGGCUAUAAGAUUCUUUACAAGGCGACCAGUGUUGAGUCGCCCUACAAGGCAUUCGUCACGUAUGGUGCUGUUACGAGUGUUUUGAUUAAGGACCUGAGGCCAAGCACGCAAUACAUCCUUAUGGUCUUUGCCUUCAAUGUGUAUGGCGAUGGGCGCCAUAGUCAACCAGUCAACGUCACGACACAAGGUAACAGUGCCUUGAUGUUUACGGGACGAGGGAGCUUCGUGUAUCAAGCUGCGUGGAACCUUUGGGGAUGGGGAAGGGGAGUCAUUUCUAUAAUAAUUCCUUCCUUCUUUUUUAUGUUUCUCCAACCUUAGCUUCGAAUUAAAUUAACAGAUCGAAUAACAGUAAUAGAGAUUUCUUGGCAGUAAUGGGCUACCAGAUGACAAAUUGAUCUUUAUAAAAGAGAGGAGGGAAAAUGGAACUCUAACAUACAUCCAAAGUAAUUGACACGUUUCCUGUUCAAAUAGUGAUUCUCAAGAGAUUAAAUUGAUAUUCAAUGUGGACUUAUCUUUUGUGAUGAAAGACUUCAUACAUACACUCCAAGUCAUUUAUUGUGAUAAUAUAUAUAUUUCACUUUUCUUUUUUCCUGAAAUUCCUUGAAAGUUUUGUCUUUUCCAUUUUUUCUGCGAAGAGCAACGCCUUGAAGUCUAUGGUCACAACAUAAGCAGCAAUGCUAUAAAAGUCUUUUGGAACUCGGUAUCCCUCGACUUUCUUGGCUUUAUCGUAAGGUAUUGGGCAAUAACUGAUGGCGAAGUCACAGCUGUUUUAAGGCAAGUCUCCAAGACAACGAACAGUAUUCAGCUUGAGCACCUGGAGGCAUUUACAGUGUAUGUGGUGCAAGUAAAAGUUGUCGGGAUGAAUGACACUGCAGGUCACAUUUGGGGACAGGCAAAGAUUUCAACAGAUGAAGCAGGUAUGCUUAUGUAUACAAACGGUAUCUGGAGUUUGCCCGAUAGCAAGUUCGCCCCUACCUCGAAAAUUUCACCCCAUGCAAUAUAAAAUGGACCACGCCACCUGCAUUAAAAGGAGCACGUACUUUCGUAUAGAAGUUAGGGGAAAUCUUCUUUGGGUAAAUUGGUAAACGGAGGGCAAAACCUGUAAUAAUUGAUAUAUUAACAUUAUACCUUUUAUCUUUACUUGAACACAAUAAAUAUCAACUAAAACGGUUACCACAGUUUUAAGACAAGAACGAAAUUAAAGACUGAAGAGAACUAGUUAUCAAGCCUCUUACAUCGAAGAAGCCGACAGGGGCCCACAAAGGCCAACAAGUCACAAUGUUUUAAAACAAAAUGGUAAAUUACUAUAAUUAAUACCAGUAUCUGCACAAAAAAAAAGUGUUCCAAAAGUCUUAAAUUUUCCAUAAUAAGCUAGUUGGGUUUUUCUUUUCAGUUCCUUCUGCUGGUCCAAAAAUAACUGCGGUGCAUAACACAAGUUCCACGUCAAUAUUUAUAAAGUGGGAACCGAUACCCAAAGACAAAAUUCGGGGAAUUCUUUUAGGAUACAAACUUGUGUUUGCUGAGGCGGGAUCACAACGCCCAACAUUUUUAACGGCAAGUUCAAACGCCACUUCUGCCGAAGCAAUUGACCUAGAAAAGUUCUCUAUAUAUGUGAUUGUUAUACAAGGAUAUACAAGGAGGGGGACUGGACUUGCCUCUAAUGUGCAGUCUAUCACAGGCGAAGACGGUAAAUCGAUUUUUUUUUUUUAGAUAUUACAAUAGUACUAGCAUUUCUCCUAUCUUUUAAACUUUACUUAAGUUGAAUCUAUUUACCAUUGUCGUCAUGGUAAUCUGAUAAAUUAACGUUAACGUUUGGGAUAUCCAGAUAAUCAUUUGCCGUUUACUUUUUCGUUUCCCAGUUCCGAGCCGCCCGCCAGGAAAUGUAGCCGCCUUUGCUAAUGGCACGGGAGUUAUACGAGUGACCUGGAUACCAGUAGAGGCAGAGUUUGUUCAUGGCAUUCUGCGGGGUUAUAAGGUUCGCUUCAAAGAGCUUGCGCAAACGAGUGCUCUUGAUUGGAUUACGGAAACUGUUGGCAGCAGCGGAAAUUAUAUCGAGCUCAGUGGGUUAAAGCCUCAAACAACAUAUGAAGUGCAAGUGUCAGCGUUUACUAUUAGAGAUGGAAAUUAUAGUGAGAGCGUAAUUGCCACCACAAAUAAAGAGCGUAAGUAAACGUCUCUAACCAUUAAAAACCUCUUUCGUAAAGAUUUCGAUGUGGCCACAAUAUUGACGUCGUUCGUAAACCACAAAAGUCCGUUUCACGAUAGAACAGUUGAGUAUUUUGGGGCACAAGCUGAAGUGUGGGUAAGUGAGUAAAUAAGUUUUCGUAAAAGAACUUUUAAGGUAAAAACAAGCAACCUUCCUUAAUUCAAGAAAACGCGAAUGACCUAGUUGCGUUUGGUUUUAGUCUUGAACCUGAUUGGUUGAGAAACUGGCGCGAGUUUUUUGGGCCAUGCGAAGUAUAGAAAACUAAAGAAAUCCCAUAAUACUUUUCGACACUCCUUUGAAAUUUACACCAAUGAAAUUUUUUAUUCCAUCGCUUUGAGCAGACGUUGACCAUCAUCAUUUUCAUCCUCAGCCCUCUCUCAUCCACAAAACGUGACAGCACAUUCAACAAGUCCCACAUCCAUAACAGUGAACUGGAACCGGGUAAUUGUGGCUGAGGUUAUAAAUGCGAGCUUGUGUUAUGUUGUCCGGUGGACAGAAGACGGAAACGGAGUUGAAAGGAAUGCCACUGCUAAUACCACCUCAUAUGUGAUUACAGACCUCAGAAUGGCAACUGAAUAUAACGUUUGUGUGGCUACUGUCCACAAUGCACUUAUCAGUGAAUUCAGCAGUAAAGUACUCGUCCGCACCCAAGAUCUGCAAGGUAAGCUGGAUAGAUGUUUAAAUCCAGUAGGCGUGAGGGGAAAAAAUGAAAUUACAUCCCAAACCUCGUUAAAAAAACGCGCAUUAGAACUAAGAAAAAUAUUAAGAGGAGCUGCAUAUAUAGUGCAACCCUCAACAUCCAACUGAGAUUUGCGUCAUCACCUUCGUUUCUUUCCUCUUUAGUACCCAGCUCUCCACCAGAAAACGUUUUCGUACGAACAACCAACCACUCAGACCUUCAAAUAACCUGGUCACGUGUCCCUUCCAAUGCCGCUCACAGCGUUGUAAUAGGUUAUCACGUGCGAGUGGCUCGAGAAAAUGGCAAAGAAAUCGCGAUUGCGACGUGCCCAUUUCGUGCGAACACAAGUUUGUCAAACCUGACUGUGUACCAGAAUUAUUGUGUUGCUGUGGCAGCAUUUAGCAGGAGGGGGAUUGGACCGGUAUCCCUGAGGAAGUGUGCUGUCGUGGACGAUGGAGGUAUUCCAACGUUUUUUUUAAUCUUUGUAUUUUCGAAUUUCUCUGUAUAAGCUUUAUUUUCUCCAGGGAAAUUUUACAAUAAUUAUUUACAUUUCUUUUAAGAUUACUGCAGAUUUCACAUGGUCAGAUAAGUUUGCCAUUCAAAAAUUGAAUUUGAUUUUUUCGAUGUUUCAAAAUUUCUCUUUGGUAGCUUUUAUCAAGAGCUAUUGGCUUCGGUGCGAAACACGAAAAAACAUUCAGUUUGAAGAGUUAGCAAAUCCACAUCAAAUUUCUUCGCUGUUUAGCUAUCUAAUCGUGUAUGCUUAAUUGUUGAAUUCUUACUUUUGCUUUUCAGCUAUUUGUCCCCCUCCCCAGAAGCUAAUUGUGAGAAACGUAACUGCUACCAAUGCUUCUCUUAAAUUGGUUUACGACGGAGCAUGCGUUAAUGCUAGCUUUGUCACUGGCUAUAGAGUGACGUACUCGAGCAGUGCGAACCGCUGGCAGCUGGAGAUCCCGGAUGCGAGGUCUACUUCCGUAUUUCUUCAAAAUCUAACGCCAAACACAACAUACCAAGUUGAAAUAAUGGUGUUAACUUUAAAUGGCAAAGACAGUGUUCCUUCUGAGCCUAUGCAGUUCAUCACAAAAAAAAUCAGUGAGUAG